Stegodyphus dumicola is the source of this 779-nucleotide messenger RNA. RefSeq names its product NADH dehydrogenase (ubiquinone) PDSW subunit (gene ND-PDSW). Gene Ontology annotation, cellular component: respiratory chain complex I. The record is from RefSeq and is a predicted model, not a curated record. NCBI's taxonomy places the organism in Eukaryota, Metazoa, Arthropoda, Arachnida, Araneae, Eresidae.
CUGUGAGAAAGAUAAUAUUUUAGAUUGUGUUGAUAUGUGCCUUAGAAAGCACAUGAACAUAGUAUAGAUUGUUAAAAGUUUUCUAAAAUUUCUGUUGUUUGUAUAAUAAUUAAACGCAUUUUAUUUUUAUAUGUAGCGAAAUCGUCUUGAAAAAUCUAGUCUGGUAUACGAUAGUUAUAUUUUAUUACAAAGUAUGGAUGGUGAUGCAAGGAAUGCAUUUGAGAGGUUUAUGCACAAGGUAUUUAAUCUGAUUGAUGGUCCAUGUACAUGGUUCAGAGAAACUAUUGUUUUGCCGAAUCAGAAGCAAUAUCCGUAUUACCAUAGGAAGUAUCAAAGAGUACCUACAAUUGAUGAAUGCUAUGAGGGAGAUGUCCUUUGCAUGUAUGAAGCUCAAAUACAAUUCAAACGUGACAAGGCUGUUGAUGGUCAAAUAGUAGCCCUUUUAGGGCGAAGAAAACUUGAUUGCAUAAAAUAUGAAGGUUAUGAGGCUGAGGAGAGAUGCAAAAAAAUAGUUGAUGACCAUAAAGAAGCUUUGCUGAACUAUUUUAUUAAAUAUGGUGAUCUUGGAGCUUAUGCUCAUGUGAAAAGUUGUUACAUGAAACAGAAGCAUAGAAUGGUGUAUGAACGUAGGAAAGCAGCUGGAACAUGGAAUCCUGAAAUCAAAUAAAUUGUACCUUUUAGUGUAGAAUUCUAUGAAUUUUGCUGAAAAUUAAUAACAUUGUUUUGCUUUCAGCUAUGAGCUUUAGAAUAAAAUUGUACAUUAAACUUUUGUUCUCUAA